GGUAGUUCCCUGAACUUCGGCAAAGUCAUCAACAGUCAAUCAAGAUUAUCCUCUCCGCUCUCUCGACAUCGUAACCUUCCUCAAAAUGGCGACUCGAAGCGCAGCUCUCAAGCUUGACUGGACCAAGGUCACCAGCUCCCUCGGUCUCCGUGGCCAGACCGUUGCCUCCCUACAGGCCUUCAAGAAGCGCAACGAGGACGUCCGCCGCAAGGUUCAGCAGCUCCAGGAGCAGCCCACCACCGUCGAUUUCUCCCAGUACCGAUCCGUCCUCAAGAACCAGGCUAUCAUCGAUGAGAUCGAGAAGCGAUUCAGCGCCUUCAAGCCUGUCACCUACGAUGUCAGCCGACAACUGAAGGCCAUCGACGCUUUUGAGGCCGAGGCUGUCAAGAACGCCGAGGCUACCAAGGAGGCCGUUGACCUUGAGCUCAAGGAUCUUGCCGCUACUCUCAAGAACAUUGAGGAGGCCCGACCAUUCGAGGAACUCACUGUCGACGAGGUUGCCGCUGCCGAGAAGUCUAUCGACGAGAAGACUGCUCAGCUCGUUUCCAAGGGCCGAUGGAUGGUGCCAGGAUACAAGGAGAAGUUUGGCGACUUGGCUGUGGUUUAAACGAAUCGCGAUAUACCUUUUCCGGCUUCGCGUUGUGUACUCUAGCAUUGUAGAUACGAGAUCCCGAGGGAGAACCCGGCUUGUCUCAUACCCAAUCCGCUACAAUUUUUCCUCUGUGCUUCAUAAUGAAUUCUUAUUAGGAUAUUGAGAAUGCGGUUCGAUGUGAAGCAUAGUGUUCAGGUUCUCAGUUCCCAGACUAACCUUAGACUUCUCAAAUUUAUGUCUCUUAAUUGCCCGUUUCAAACCGAGCAUCCUUGGUCUUUGUUCUCGCCACCUUCAGCUGCUGUUUGAGGACUAAUUUUGGAAUGAAUCUUCACUCCUUCGUCGAUGUGUGGCCCAACACCUAUCGGGUAUGAAGACAGUUUUUUCAGGAGGUUGAACAAUACGAGGGAGGCAUAGGCCGAAUUCCG
Messenger RNA from Fusarium oxysporum Fo47, 1017 nucleotides. RefSeq names its product F1F0 ATP synthase subunit d. Gene Ontology annotation, biological process: proton motive force-driven ATP synthesis. The transcript has 4 exons. The record is from RefSeq and is a predicted model, not a curated record. The coding region runs from base 86 to 607 and encodes 173 amino acids. NCBI's taxonomy places the organism in Eukaryota, Fungi, Ascomycota, Sordariomycetes, Hypocreales, Nectriaceae. Gene Ontology annotation, molecular function: proton transmembrane transporter activity.